Molecule: messenger RNA, 2078 nt
Organism: Aspergillus alliaceus
Lineage: Eukaryota; Fungi; Ascomycota; Eurotiomycetes; Eurotiales; Aspergillaceae
Product: phosphatidylserine decarboxylase 1
Exons: 1
Coding region: 203-1834 (543 amino acids)
Biological process (GO): phosphatidylethanolamine biosynthetic process
Cellular component (GO): mitochondrion
Molecular function (GO): phosphatidylserine decarboxylase activity
Source: RefSeq, a predicted model, not a curated record
GGGUAGGAAUCGAAACCGUUUCUGUCCUACUCAAUUCUGCCAGGCGGUGAGAGUGAUCUGCAACAUGAUGCAAAAGCACGAGUUGCGCUACGGAAAACCUCGGACAGUUCCUGUGAGUUCACUGACAUCCAGAGAGUUCAGUGUUUCGAGUUGAGUGCUGCUAUACCCCGCAAGGGACAUCAGUUAUGGAUUAAAAAGCAUUAUGACCUUGUAUCUCACCAGCCGUUCUGCGCUUUGCCGGAACUUUGGAGACUCCCGUCUCGGGGAGAAGGCUGGAUUCAUGAAGAUGGUGGCCUUCAGGACGUCUGCGGGUCGUAAAGCCAAUGCCAGACAAUUCUCAAAAUCAUGGCAACAAUAUCAAAACCAAAACAAUCAAGAGAGCCCGCCACCUAAGGGCUUUUUCGGCUCCCGACUCCGAUUCGCUCUUCGAAAUACUAAAGUGGAAUGGUAUCCCAUUCCUGUGGGACUCGGCAUUGGCCUAUUAGGUAUACUACAUUUUUACAAGUCCCAAAGAGCAGAACGGGAACGUCGCGAAAGAGAGGCAGAGGAUGAGAUCACCAACCCGCCUCCCCGACACAGGAUCAGACCGAGCGGCCCAUGGCAGGUUCAGAUAAUGUCGACUCUGCCACUCAAGGCGAUCUCCCGGCUAUGGGGUCGCUUUAAUGAGCUCGAGCUUCCGUUCUUCCUUCGAGCUCCCGGGUUCAAGCUCUACUCAUGGGUCUUCGGAGUCAACCUAGAUGAAGUAGAGCAGCCGGAUCUCCGUACCUACCCAAACCUGGCGGCCUUCUUCUAUCGCAGGUUGAAGCCUGGUGCCCGUCCUUUAGAUCCUGAUACCCGCGCCGUCAUUUCCCCAUCCGAUGGGCGCAUUCUUCAGUUCGGCCUUAUUGAACGUGGCGAAGUAGAGCAGGUCAAGGGAGUAACAUACAGCUUGGACGCACUUCUUGGGGCAGCCACUCCUUCACAUGCUGACCACUCCAAGAAGUUUACGGAUCAUCUGUCAGAGCCCGCGCAGAAAGACGCCGCUGACAUGACGGCCGAUGCGGAGUUUGCUGAAUUGAACGGCAUUCCCUACACACUGCCCACUCUCUUCGCCGGAGACCAGGGCGGCGCAAGGAGACGAUCAGCGUCCUUAGAUGCUUCAACAGGAUCACAGGCUGCUUCAGAGGCUCAAGUCAAGGCUGAUCUAGCUCGUGGUGAUGGCACCCCAUGGUAUGCGCCGAAGCCCAAGUCGAACAACGCACUUUACUACGUCGUGAUUUACCUCGCACCCGGCGAUUACCACCGUUUCCACUCUCCCGUGCCAUGGGUGGUCGAGAGCCGUCGACACUUCGCGGGCGAGUUGUAUUCCGUCUCACCGUAUCUGCAGCGCCACCUUCCCGGACUCUUCACUCUCAACGAGCGAGUUGUCCUCCUUGGACGCUGGCGCUGGGGAUUCUUCAGUUACACUCCCGUUGGUGCCACUAAUGUGGGCUCCAUCAAGGUGAACUUCGACUCCGAGCUGCGCACAAACAGCCUCACCACAGACACAGCCGCGGAUAUGGCGGCAGCACUUGCUGCCAAGCGAGGUGAGCAAUAUCCCGGUUUCGUUGAGGCGACCUACCUUCACGCCAGCAAGACCCUCCGAGGUCAUCCGCUCCAGCGGGGAGAGGAGAUGGGAGGAUUCCAGCUAGGUAGCACAAUUGUGCUCGUCUUCGAGGCACCCAUGGGCACCCGGAAGUCGUUCGACACCGGAUGGGAAGAAGGAAAACGCGAGGGCGGUUGGAAUUGGACCAUCGAGAUGGGCCAACGCAUCAAGGUUGGUGAGAAGCUGGGGUAUGUGGACAUUGAGCAAUAAGGGACUCGGGUCUUUCACUACCUCGAGAUGUCAGGCCUGGUCUGACUAGGAGUUUACAUCUUAUUAAUGCGGCUGCUUUCUCUGUGGAUGUUUUUUUUUAUUGUUUGGCUUUUGUAUCAUACCACUCAUCGUAUAUCUCGAUAUACAACUUAGAUCAUUGCAGCGGAGAGCGCGAUUUCAACAGGAAGCGCACCCUGCGAAAAAGAAUUAUUGGAAUGGAAAACCAUUGACACUGUAUCUCUGG